Salvelinus sp. IW2-2015 is the source of this 2811-nucleotide messenger RNA. The record is from RefSeq and is a predicted model, not a curated record. Lineage: Eukaryota; Metazoa; Chordata; Actinopteri; Salmoniformes; Salmonidae.
UAGUGUCGUUAACUGUAGCUAGCUAACGUUAGUGUUUCACGCGAAACCACUUGCUGUCAAUUUAGGUUAGCUGGUGGAGAUAGUUUAGAUGUCACAGUUAAUAUGUUAGCUAGUUCAAUGUUGGAAUAUAUGGGGGUUUAUUCUGCAAUACUAUGUAGUUAGUUACUAGUUAGAUAACUGAGGUGGUGUGUUUUGAAAAGUUGCUAGCUAGAUCUAAAUGRCGAGUUAGCUAUGUAGCUACAUUUCCUUUAAAAAGAUGGCGUACUGGUCUGCUCUGAUUGGCUUAAAUGGGAACCCAGGGGAAAGGUUGAUUUGAUCAGCUGGUCUCUGCAGAUAUCGGACUUCUACAAACAAUGUAGCUAGCAAAAGUGCUGAUUGUCAGCGGUGCUGGAGGAGAAAACAACGGCACCCUGACCUCAUCUUUACCCGGCUUCUUACCGAGAAUUCGUUGCCAAACUACAUCACCGGCGCUGUCUAGUAUUGCUGUCAAAUCAAAUGCAAUAGUGAUAGACGGUGUUACACCUCCUUUGUCGCUUUUCUUUCACAUUGUGCUUUUACAUUUCAGUGAUGCGAAAGCGAAAUAACUCGCUCACCGUGGACCAUGACAGCUCUUCCACCAACACAUUGCUUGACAGCAGUCCGGAUUUAAACUACUGUCACAAGAGAGGGGAAGGGGUUCCUGAGCCUUGUGUACCAUCUAGGUCGGAAUCGGACAAAACAAUGGGCAGACCAUUUCGAAGGGUGUGCUGUUUGGGCCUAGUAUCUGUCAGGGACUUCACCCUCCAUGUGGGAUAUGGCCUAAUGGGCAGAUUGAAGAGGAUCCUCCUGUGGGUGCUGGGAGUCUACAUAACCAUCCCCUUCAUCGUCAAACUAUGCCCCUCCAUUCAGGCAAAACUAGUCUUUUUAAAUUUUGUGCGGCUGCCCUAUUUCAUUGACUUGAAAAGGCCACAAGACCAUGGCUUGAACCACACCUUUAACUUCUACCUGCAGCCAGAGACUGGUGUCAACAUUGGUGUAUGGUAAGAAGACAUGUGCACACACCAGCUGCUUGGCUAAGACUGUGUGGGAUGGAUCUCGUACUUUCUUUCUCGCUCUCUACUUUCACAUAUCAAGUCAAUGAUGACACAGGUGACAAUAGGAAAAAUAAUAAUACUCAAUGAGUAGUAACCAGUAACAGGACACUUCAGGAAGAAAUGAUUUAGGACAAUAAUGAAAUGGUGAGAAAGAUACAAGUAGCAAUGUUGCUGCUCUGGUUGGUCAUUCCACUGGCUGUCCCUAYGGGUGUGGCAGGAAGCUACAUAUUUUGCAGCUAAUAUGGCAUAAAGGUUUUUUUGUUCCAGGAGAUAUUGGAUUUUCUCCUUUUCUGUUUUCAAAGUAUUUGUUUUAGAUUCUGGGUAAGAAAAUUGCCUGCAUSUCUGUAUAGUUCUCGCAGUGUAGGAGAAAAUGCAGCUCUGUCUUGGCCUUUCUGAGGGCAGAGUGUGACGGUCAGUUUCUAUUGCCAGGCCGUGCUCACUUAGUCUGUACGUAGUCAGUGUUUUUCUCCGUUUUCUAUCAGUCRCGGUGGUAAUAUAGUCUGCCACCAUGUACUGUCUGUUUAGRGCCAAAUAGCAUUGACGUUUACUUAUAUUUUUUGUGGUGUCUUUCCAAUAGGUGAGCUUUUUAUUUUUACUUYGUGAUGAUUUGGUUGGGACAGGUUUUCUGAGUGCUGUCCUGAGGCUUUGUUGGGUAGGUAGGGGUUAGUGAACUGAGCCAGCUGGCUGAGGACUCAUUUCUAUGGUCAUCUCUUGGCUUUURAGGGCUUUGUAAUGGUAUGAGUGGUGGUCACUUGUUUUUCUAAAUGAUAACAUUUGGUGGCUCUUUUCUUGGAUAUUAAUCAGAAGAGGGAAUUGGCCUAAUUCUGYUCUGCAUGCGUUUGGAGUUGUUUYCUCUGUACUCUGAGGAUGCUCUUACAGAAUUCCUCAUGCUGGGUUUCAGUUGGGGUGUUUGUCCCAUUUGUCAUUCUUGCUUUGUAAACAGACCCCACACUUCACUGCCAUAUAGUGMAAUUGGUUCUAUUAUUGAUUAGAAUAUUUUGACCCAGAUGUUAAUUGCUGUUUAAUUUAAUAGAUUGUUCAAUGGCAUAGAAAGCCCUCCUUCCUUUCUUUCAGUUCAUUCACGGCCAAGUUGAAGUUCCCUGUGGAGCACAUUUUUUGUCGUGUGUGUGUGUGCGCGUUAUGAGUGGAGUCUAGUAAAAAGGUAUGUUGGUUWCCCUGACAUCUGGACCUUUUCUKGAAUAUCAUAAUGUUUGUAUUUUUGAGAUGGACUCUCUGUGCCCAGGUUUGACACAACUGUUGCAGAUGAUCUAAUUGUGGCUGUAGCCCCUCUUGUGGGGGACAGCGGCACCAGAUCAUCUGCAUACAGGAGCCAUUUUAUUUCUGUGUCAUUACGAGUGAGAUCGGGGGCUGUUGAUCGCUCAAGCUUUUUGAUUUAACAUGUUUAUCAUUUAGGGUAUGCAAGGUAUAAAUAUGGUUUGAUCAUUUGGUAGGAAUCCAAUUUGACUUUUGCUCAGGACAUUACUGCACUUUCUCAGUGACCACAAUCUGCUGUUCAUGAUGGCGUCUCUCGAUCCGGCUCUCGUCUCUCUCAUCAAAUUGUAUUUGUCACAUGCGCUGAAUACAACAGGUAUAGAUGGACCUUACGUGAAAUGCUUACUUUCAAGCCCUUAACCAACAAUGCAGUUCAAGAAUAGAGUGAAGAAAAUACGAUUACAUGACAAUAACAAGGCUAUAUACAGCGAGUACCGGUACCAAGUCAAUGUGCGGGGGUACAGGU